Messenger RNA from Selaginella moellendorffii, 2865 nucleotides. RefSeq names its product protein transport protein Sec24B. The transcript is spliced from 13 exons. The record is from RefSeq and is a predicted model, not a curated record. Gene Ontology annotation, molecular function: zinc ion binding; SNARE binding. Lineage: Eukaryota; Viridiplantae; Streptophyta; Lycopodiopsida; Selaginellales; Selaginellaceae. Bases 40 to 2340 code for a protein of 766 amino acids. Gene Ontology annotation, cellular component: endoplasmic reticulum exit site; COPII vesicle coat. Gene Ontology annotation, biological process: intracellular protein transport; COPII-coated vesicle cargo loading; endoplasmic reticulum to Golgi vesicle-mediated transport.
UUUGCGUUGGAUCGAUCGCGAUCGCGAUCGCGCGUCGCGAUGGCUGUGAGGCUCGCGCUGGGGCGCUGCCCGGGGAAUCCCGAAAUGCAGGAGGCAUCCGGCUUGCCGUGGGGCGCGACGCUCACUCCAUUCGCCGCCGAGGACGAGACGGGGCGGCCUUCGUUGCGGGUGAAAUGCGCGGCGCCGCUGCCCCGCUGCGACAGCUGCUGGGGGUACAUGAAUUUCCUGUGCGAGGUGGAUCAAUCGGCGUGGUCGUGCGUGCUGUGCGGCGAGCGGAAUUUCCUGUCGCGCGACGCGGCGGAUCGGUUUGGCCGGGAUGCCAAGGAGCUGAGGUCGUCCUUUGUGGAUUUGGAGCUGGAAGAGGAGGGCAGCCAGGAUCUUAACUUGAGGCCAGUUUAUGUGGCAGCAGUGGAUCUAUCAGCGUCGGAGGAGUUCCUCGAUCUUGUCAAAAACUCUUUGCUAGCUGCUCUUGAAGCUAUACGUGCUGGAUCCUUGUUUGGUUUGGUAACGUACAGUCAUAAGAUUGGCCUCUAUGAUGUGCAGGGCGCUGUCCCUGUCGUCAAGCACGUCGUAAUUCCCGCAGACAUGGAUGGGAAAAUAGUUGUUGAUUUGGAAGAUGUCAUGCCUUUGAAAGCUUUUCUUGCUCCGGUGGAAACGAACAAAGAAAACAUUGCUGCUGCUUUAGAGACUCUCCGGCCGACUAGCUCGUGGGAAAGAGCAACAGCUGCUGGGCAAUCCGCCGAGGGAGUUCCCAUUGGAGGCCGUGGAUUUGGCGUUGCUAUGGACGCUCUUUUGAGUUAUCUAGGCACAGAGCACGGGUCUACUUAUGCUUUUGCGAGGAUAUUUUCUUUCAUAUCUGGAGCACCUGAUUAUGGAGCUGGUCAGCUAGACACAAAACGCUACGGAGAGCAGUAUGCAAGCAAGGGAGAAGAUGCCGACAAGAUCCUCUUGGCAGAACAGACUCCCUUUUAUCGAGAGCUGGCAGCGACGGCUGUACAAGUGGGCAUUUGCGUGGACAUUUUCGCCAUCACCAAUGAGUACACAGAUCUGGCCUCUUUGAAGUUUCUGAGUGUGGAGAGUGGUGGCUCGCUUUUUCUCUACUCCAACACCGAAGAAUCAACUUUGCCCCAAGAUUUAUAUCGAAUGCUAAGCCGGCCUUGUGCCUAUAGUGGAGUACUACGCAUUAGAACUUCUCCAGAAUUUAAAACCGUUCACUCAUAUGGCCACUUCUUUUCUGAUCCUCAAUAUGAAAAUGUCCAGCAUAUUAUCUGUUGCGAUCCUCAUGCAACUUACGCUUAUGAUUUUGAUUUUGGAAAUUCUAGUGGGUUUCAAAGGUUUGUUACAAAAGCUUUUAAUUUGCAUGACCAAAAUCCUGAUGCUUUCAGAUUUACGGACACUCCCAUUAUUCAGGUUGCUUUUCAGUAUACGACGUUGGAGCCCGUGAGCGAGGAGCACGAGAGUACACCGAAGAGGUAUACACUGUUAGUCCUUUUCUCACGAACUGAGUCGGCCUGUGUCAGGCAAAAAUAUACGACGAAGAGAUGGCUGAGGCUACGCACUUUACGAAUGGAGAUCGCUCGGAACCACAAGGAACUCUACGAGAGAGCUGACGCAGAAGCUAUCUUCUGUAUUUUAACUCAUAAGACGAUUCGCGCUUCUUUGGAGGAUGGUGUCAAGGAAGGACGACUCCUACUACAAGACUGGCUGAUUAUACUUGUUGCGCAAUACAACGAGCUCCUUAAGCUAGCACAGUUCGGGCAGCCCACAACAGCAGUUCGGCUAGACGUUUCGUUUUCCAAAUGUCCAUCGUUACAAGUACUUCCUAGGCUGGCGUUUGCUUUCCUCCGAAAUCCAGUUUUGCGGCCUCAUGAGGAGGGCGUCCAUCCCGAUUAUCGAGUGUAUCUGCAAUUCCUUUUCAGUGCUCUCGAGCCAAGCUCCUUGGUACGAGUUGUUUAUCCGCUUCUAUCGUCCUACACUUCUCCUGACAAGCAAGCUUACCCGAGACACUCGCUCAGCCGUGCUGCACUGAUAACCAGUGGAAGCCCGAUCUUUUUCCUGGACGCUUACACGUUGCUUAUUGUCUACUAUGCGUCCACCGCAGACCCAGCGCUCUCAUUCCCUCCACCUCACAAAAGCGCUCUCCGGGAAUUAAUAAACAAGCUCAAGCAAGAGCGAAGCGUGACACCUAAGCUCUACAUGAUCCGGGCUGGCUUCGACAAUGUGGAACCGUUUGAAAGGCAUCUUAUAGAGGAGCAAGACGUCAAUGGGGCUCCCACCGGAACAGGCUUCGUAUCUUUCCUGGACGAGAUUGCGAGGAGCGUCUUGGAGCACAUGAAAUAGUCGUCCAAUCUCUCUCAGGUGUCUAUUAUAUUCGUGGACAUGAUGGUGCUUCUAGUACCAGCCUCUCCUUGUGGUGCCAGCGAAAAUAUGCUCUCCGUCAACAAGUGCAUCACAGCUGUUCAUCGAAGAGGAGAGAAAACGUGCGAGUCUUCGUGCUUUGGAGCCUUUGUCCCGUGAAGCCCAGGAGCAUCGACAAGACAAAACCAUCAAAAAAAGAGAUCAACGAGGGCAUUGCUUUGGCAAAGUCGCCGAGAAUCAACGCUGUUUUUCCCACACGAAGAAGGACGAGUAACGAACGGGACGACGCCCCUUUCUCGUGAUCUUGGAGGAAAGCCAUUAAAUUCUUGGGCGGUGUGUCAGGAUCGUCCAGUCUGUUGGAAGAUUUUUAUUGCAAACAUGGAGUGGUGAAAGUUUUUUUUUAUUUUUCUUCCAAGAGCUCGCGAAGAACAUCUAUGUAAACUUCUAUACUAAAUGUUUCUCUACAAGCUAAUUUAUAGACUGACUUCUCUCCCGAUCUUCGACUAA